Messenger RNA from Panthera uncia (snow leopard), 7883 nucleotides. It is a transcript of the gene KLHL5, whose product is annotated as kelch like family member 5. The transcript has 12 exons. Gene Ontology annotation, molecular function: protein binding. Bases 5197 to 7422 code for a protein of 741 amino acids. The record is from RefSeq and is a predicted model, not a curated record. NCBI's taxonomy places the organism in Eukaryota, Metazoa, Chordata, Mammalia, Carnivora, Felidae.
CCUCUUUCUGAAUUCUGAUUUGUUUUUUCUUUGGUUAAAUUUGCUAGAGGUAAGAGAAAAUAUUGGCAAAUGUUUUUAGGAGCUGGAUCUUUAGUCUGUCAUUUUAUUUCUUAAUUCUUCAGUGUCUCCUCUAAUCUUUAUUAUUUCAUGACUCCUUUUAGAGGGCUGAUUUGAUUUUCAUCUUGAGUAGAUUGCUUAAUGCAUAUCUAUCCUUUUAAAUAAUCGAUGCAUUUAGAAAGUUAUAAAUCUUACAACAGAGGAAGUAUCCCUCCUCCUAUGACUAUCUAAGCCAUCUGCUGCACUCAGGUGCCAUUCUUUUCCUUUUAUCAGAGUCUUCACUGUUUUUUGCUCCAGUGGUUCUCCUUAUAGUCAUCAGUCUCUUCUUCCUACUGGAUCAUUCUCAUCAUUCCAAUAUGCUUCAUAUUUUUAAAAAGCAACAAAUAAAGAAGUAAGCAAAACCAUUACUUUGAUCCUUCACCUCUUCCAGCUACAAUCCCAUUAUGCAGCCUCACUGUUCAAAUUUUCUUUUUUUUUUUUUAAGUUUACUUAUUUAUUUAUUUUGAGAGAGAACGAGCAGGGGAGGGGCAAAGAGAGAGAAUCCCAAACAAGUUCUGCACUGUCAGCACAGAGCCCUACACAGGGCUCGAACUUACAAAUUGUGAGAUCAUGACCUGAGCUGAAACCAAGAGUUGGUUGCUUAACUGACUGAGCCAACCAGGUGCCCCACUGUUCACAUUUUCUGAAUGAGUUGUCUAUACAUGUCUUCUCUUAUUCCUCUCAUAUCCCGUUAACCUUCAACCCACCACAGUCUGGCUUUGGUCCCCACUCCUUUACUGAGACUCCUCCUAUCUUAUUUGGCAAAUUUUUUAUGUUGCCAACUCCAGUGGACAUAUUUCUUUGCAUAUAAUACUUGACCUCUUAUUUGACAUUGUGACCAUGCCUUUUGCCAUGAAAUACCUUUAUCUUUUGACUUGCCUGUCACCAGACCCUGUAGAUUUUCUACUUCUUCGUUGGUUAUUCCUUUUCAGUCUCCUUUAGUGGCUUCUCCACUACUAGACUUCUGUUAGAGGUUUUGGAGCUGGGAUCAGAGUUCCAGAAACAUUUAUCCAACUAUCUGACAUCUCCACUUAGAUGUCUCAAAGUAUCUCUAACUUAACAUAAUGAAAAAUGAACACCAAUUUUUAAAAUAUAACUAAUGAAGAAGUGUGAUAAGAUGACUAGAUACAAGAUAAAUGUACUCAGUACUUUUGUUAUAAUUGCAAUAACCAUGUGGAAAUGGAACUAGAAAUAAAAUAUUGCAUUUACUACAGUGACAAAAAGAAAGAAAAGAACAUGAUAAAAAGUUUUGUAAGAAAGGCACAGAACCUAUAGUCAAAAGAUUUCAAAAUCUUAUUGGUGAGCAUGAGCUCUGAACAAACUAAACAGCAUAUAUGCUUAGAUGUGAAGCCUUAAUAUCAUAAAAUGCCAAUCAUUUCAAAAUUAAUACACAAAUUUAAUGCAAUUUCAAUUAGAAUCUCAAUAGGGUUGGGGCUUUUUGUUGAGAAAAGGAUUGGGUAGAAUUACUUUAAAGUAUAUAGAGAAGGGUAAAUAUCUAAAAUUAGCUUUAAAAAUUAUUCUAAAAGGAUAUAUAUGGAGAUAGGAACUUUAAUGGAUAUUAAACAUCUUAUAGGUAGACUAUAAUUAAGACACUGUACUAUUGGCAUAAAAGUAGAUAGUAGGGUCACCUGGGUGUCUCAGUCUUAAGCAUCCAACUCUUGAUUUUGGUGGGAUCUCAUGAUCUCAUGGUUGGUGGGAUCGAGCCCCACAUUGGGCUCUGUGCUGACAGCAUGGAGCCUGUUUGGGAUUCUCUCCCUCUCUUUCUGCCCUUUCCCUGUGCUCUCUCUCUCUCUCUCUCUGUCUGUCUCAAAAUAAAUAAGCAUUAAAAAAAUAGACAAAUAGAACAAUUAGCAUCCCCAAAUUGAUCUCUGUAUAUGUGAGAUGCUAAUUAAGAACAAAAGUAAUACCUCAAUUCAGUGGAAAAGGGUGGUUUACAUUAAAAUUAUAUGGCUAAUAGAAGACUCAUAUUAGAAAUAAAGAGCGCCAAUAAAUCAAAAAGAUCAAGAGACAAACAAAGGCCCUGUCACAAAAGGAUGUCCAAAUGCCCAGUAAAUACAAAAAGUUACCCAAUAACAUUAAUAACGAGAAAUGUAAAGUAAAAUCAAAUGGGAUUUCACUACACACCCAUCAGUAUGACUAACAUUAAAGACUGACAAUCCCAGUGUUUAUGGAGUAACUGGAAUCCUCAUAUGGUUGUAGGAGUGUAAAUCAAUAAUAAUCAAAGUUGAACAUAUGCAUACCUUAUGAUGUAGCAGUUUUGUUUCUGUGUAUAUAUACUCAAUAGGAAUGCAUAUACAUGUGCACCAGAUAACAUGGACAGGAGUGUUCAUAGCAGGAUUACUUCUAAAAAUCUAAAACUAGAAACAACUAAAAUGAGCAAUAGAAUGCAUUUUUUUGGUUGUAUGUUUAUAUAGUGAAAUACUGUAUAGCUAUAAAAACCAACUAUCAGCUGCUACAGGCAGCAACACAGAUGAAUUUCAAAACAAUGGAGAGAAAAGAAUUCUUUUAUGUAAAGCUGAAUGGAGAUGAUGGCAAGAUCCUUAUGCACUACUGCGGUGGCAUUUCUCCAUUAUGAGGGUCUGUACCAUGAACUGCAAGAUGUUUGCCAUUUCCACCCAUUUAAUGUCUGUAGCACUCUGGUCAUCAAACAACUACAAAUUUCCCCCUGCCCCCGUGACUUACAGAAUCCCUUUUUGGGGGUGUAGGAGUGGAGGGUUGGUGCUACCUCUGUUGAGAACCACAAAGCUAGAGUAAUUGGAGGAGCCUCUUGGGGCAGUAGUGCCUGUGCUAACCUCAAAAGAUGAGUAAGAUCUUGAGGUUUAUGUAUUUAUUUUGAGAGAGAGAACGAGAGCAAGGUAGGGGCAGAGGGAGGGGGAGAGAGAGAGAAUCCCAGGCAAGCCCGUGCUGGCAGCACGGAGCCCGACAUGGGGCUCGAACUCAUGAGCCUUGAGAUCAUGACCUGGGCCAAAAUCAAGAGUCAGUUGCUUAACCAACUGACCCACCCAGACACCCCAGGAUGAGUAAUAUCUUAAAACCAGAGACCUUGGGACACAAACAGCAUAUAGAAGAGGGAGCAACAUAAUGUAGACUCUAUCUCAACCAAAGAAGCAAUGUGUCCUUGUUGGAAAAUGGUUAGAAAUAAAGGUGGAUAGAAUGGAGUUAUGACAGGUUAGCAGACAGAGAAAGUCAUUUUACUCUUGAAUGCAUCCUUCAUGCUACUGCCAAAUUAAUUUUUUAAAACAGUGCCCCGUUCAACGGUCCACUUGUUAUUGCCUAUGAGCCUUUACACCUUUGCUUUGUGCUCAAGGCGUUUUAUCUCAUCGUAUUCAUUCCAAUUUAUGUCUUUUUGCUCCUUAAAAUUAAUUAGGUAUGUCUGGCUGGCUGGUCCAUUGCUGUUUCCCCCCCCUUUCUUUGUCAAUAUGCUCACUUCAUGUUUUUAUUAAUAUCUUCCUUCUUUAAUAAAAUCUAUCCCCAUUCUGUCUGUAUAGCUUACUAUCCCUAGAGGCUUUCUCCCUGAUGAAACUGGCCCAUGCCACUCCACACCAUCCCGAUACCUUCUUUCUGUUUCUUACAGUAUUUAUGGUUUGUUCUACCAUAUUGAGCACAAAAUUGUAGAUAGCUUUUCAUGCCUCUCAUUCUUGUUUCUCUGAAUAAUUUUUAUUCUUCUCGAGAGCUGUGUGAGGUUAAGAUCUAUACCUCCCAGUAUUGUUGUAAGCCUCCAAAACAGACUUUUUUUUUUUUCUGGUCAGUUGAUAAUAGGCAUUGUCUUCCGAGUGAAAUAGCAUUAGAUGCUGAGCAUCUUGAAAACUCAAUUUCUCUAUUUGUAGAUCACAGUAUAUUAAUAUUGCAACAUUGUAAUGUUUCUUAUAUUUAAAUUAUCAAAUGCUUUUUGUGUCAGUAACUUGAUUGAGUUCUUUUUGAAGGUAGGAACCAAGAUGUUAUGCAACUGUGUCCCUCACAACGCUUAGUAGGGUGUCUGGCUCAUGGUAACUAUUCAGUAUUUUAAAUUUUGAUUUUUUUAUUUGCUUUAUCAGCUUGCCUUAACUGUCACCAUCUUCAGACUAUUUUUCUGUUUUGCUAACAACAGAGGGCACCAUUAGGGUACUUGUACACUCAAGAAGUAAUCCUGUCCCAGUCCUGGGUAGCUUUCUUGAACUACACUUUCCUCCUUCUAAGUGGUGUCAUAGAAAUUUGGAAACUAUACUAAAUUAAAGCAGCCCAAUCCCAACUAUAGGGCAAUACUGGCUUCAAGUUGUUUAUUUGAAGAAAAGAGUAAGUACUGUCAUAUUUUGAUCCUGUGUAGUUUUCAGACUUUUUCUUUCUCCUUUUUCCUAUUCUUUGCUCAAAUGAAAUCCUACCCCAGAUCUUACUGUAUUAAUUAAAUACACUCCUUUCCUGAAGGAAGAAGAUAGAAACUGAAAGCCACAAACUGGAGCCCCACCUUUUUAUCCCUCCCCCUCCCUUCCCCCCAAAAAGCACAGUUUAAAAGUCAUUAUUACUCAUCUAAUUAAACAUGCUUUUUAAAAAUGAUUAUUUUGUGAUAUCUCAUUUAGGAAUUUAGUAUAAAAAUAGAAACAUUUUAGUUUUACAGUGAUUUUUAUGUACAAAGGAAAAUGCUCUGGAAUAAAUUCCUUGUUGUAGCAAUGAAAGAGUUAAUACACUAAGCAGCAGAGACUGAGAUAUUGCAACGGGAUAGUGCUUUCAGUUUCUGUCACUUGUGGUUUAAGAAAAGAGGGGGGUGUUCUGCAUUUGAAAGGACUUUAAUGAAUGCUGUCAGUGUUUGUGAGAGCUAAUGGUCAGUAUGGGAAAGGAGAAAGGGGGAAAGUGCUCUAGCUGCUUCAGGAUAGGUGGAUGAGAGUUUGCUCUGAUUGAAUGGAAUGUUCCACCGUGUUUCAUCGUUAUUCAUUCUCCUUUGUUCUUUAUAUUCCGCUAUAGUCGUAUAAAAGUUAAUGUAGAUAUAUAUGUGAAUGUGAUUUAUUUCCUUUCAAUCUGUUUAUUGUGCACAGCAGGGCAUAGACUUCUCUUGUCUUGGUUGGAUGCACAAAUCUGUGUGCAGUGCUUUUUGCCCGUUGCCUAGACGAUCACUUGGUUUCUCUGAGGAUGUCUGGUUCUCGUAAAGAGUUUGAUGUGAAGCAGAUUUUGAAAAUCAGAUGGAGGUGGUUUAGCCAUCAAGCAUCAUCUAAUUCUACAGUUGACAGCCAGCAGGGAGAAUUUUGGAAUCGAGGACAGACUGGAGCAAACGGUGGGAGAAAGUUUUUAGAUCCAUGUAGCCUACAAUUGCCUUUGGCUUCAAUUGGUUACCGAAGGUCCAGCCAACUGGAUUUUCAGAAUUCACCUUCUUGGCCAAUGGCAUCCACCUCUGAAGUCCCUGCAUUUGAGUUUACAGCAGAAGAUUGUGGCGGUGCACACUGGCUGGAUAGACCAGAAGUGGAUGAUGGCACUAGUGAAGAAGAAAAUGAAUCUGAUUCCAGUUCAUGCAGAACAUGGAAUUCUGAACUGUGGUGUUGGAAUAAUAAUAAAUAUAGACCAGUCAUCUAUAAUCAUUUGUAUACUGGAGAGAGGGGCAUAUCUUUACAUAGGACUUCCAAUAGUAGUCAGACAUUAUCAUCCUGCCAUACUAUGGAGCCAUGUUCAUCAGAUGAAUUUUUCCAAGCCCUUAAUCAUGCGGAGCAAACAUUUAAAAAGAUGGAAAACUAUUUGAGACAUAAACAGUUAUGUGAUGUAAUUCUAGUUGCUGGUGAUCGCAGAAUUCCAGCUCACAGAUUGGUGCUCUCCUCUGUCUCUGAUUAUUUUGCUGCCAUGUUUACUAAUGAUGUCAGGGAAGCAAGACAAGAGGAAAUAAAAAUGGAAGGUGUUGAACCUAAUUCACUAUGGUCCUUGAUUCAGUAUGCGUAUACAGGCCGCCUUGAAUUAAAAGAAGAUAAUAUUGAGUGCCUGCUAUCUACAGCUUGCCUUCUUCAGCUUUCACAGGUUGUAGAAGCUUGCUGUAAGUUUUUAAUGAAACAGCUUCACCCGUCCAACUGUCUUGGAAUCCGUUCUUUUGCUGAUGCCCAAGGUUGUACAGAUUUGCAUAAAGUGGCUCACAAUUAUACUAUGGAACAUUUCAUGGAAGUAAUUCGAAACCAGGAAUUUGUACUAUUACCAGCCAGCGAAAUUGCGAAGCUCUUGGCCAGCGAUGACAUGAACAUUCCUAAUGAAGAGACGAUACUGAAUGCACUUCUAACUUGGGUCCGUCAUGAUUUGGAACAGAGACGGAAAGAUCUCAGUAAACUUUUGGCUUAUAUUAGGCUACCUCUUCUUGCACCACAGUUCCUGGCAGAUAUGGAAAAUAAUGCACUUUUCCGGGAUGAUAUAGAAUGUCAGAAACUUAUUAUGGAAGCGAUGAAGUACCACUUAUUACCAGAGAGACGACCCAUGUUACAAAGCCCUCGGACAAAACCUAGAAAGUCAACGGUUGGAACACUAUUUGCAGUUGGAGGAAUGGAUUCAACAAAAGGAGCAACAAGCAUUGAAAAGUAUGAUCUUCGUACAAAUAUGUGGACUCCUGUAGCAAAUAUGAAUGGGAGGAGGCUGCAGUUUGGUGUUGCAGUGUUAGAUGACAAACUGUAUGUGGUUGGAGGAAGAGAUGGACUGAAGACUUUGAACACUGUAGAAUGCUACAACCCCAAAACAAAAACCUGGAGUGUGAUGCCUCCUAUGUCCACCCACAGACAUGGCCUUGGUGUGGCUGUAUUGGAAGGUCCCAUGUAUGCAGUAGGAGGACAUGAUGGCUGGAGCUAUCUGAAUACAGUGGAAAGAUGGGACCCUCAGGCUCGCCAGUGGAAUUUUGUUGCCACUAUGUCCACCCCCAGAAGCACAGUAGGUGUGGCUGUACUAAGUGGAAAACUUUAUGCAGUUGGUGGUCGUGAUGGAAGUUCUUGCCUCAAAUCAGUAGAAUGUUUUGAUCCUCAUACUAAUAAAUGGACACUCUGUGCGCAAAUGUCCAAAAGGAGAGGGGGAGUCGGAGUAACUACCUGGAAUGGAUUGCUGUAUGCUAUUGGAGGACACGAUGCUCCUGCAUCCAACUUGACAUCCAGACUCUCAGACUGUGUGGAAAGAUACGAUCCCAAAACAGAUAUGUGGACUGCAGUGGCAUCUAUGAGCAUCAGCAGAGAUGCAGUAGGGGUCUGUUUACUUGGUGAUAAAUUAUAUGCUGUUGGAGGGUAUGAUGGACAGACUUAUCUUAAUACAGUGGAGGCUUAUGAUCCCCAGACAAAUGAGUGGACCCAGGUUGCUCCACUGUGUCUAGGAAGAGCUGGGGCUUGCGUUGUAACUGUCAAAUUAUAAUGUAGUGCUUUGUUUUCUAAGUGAAGAAGAUAUCCUCUUCCUUAUGAAUUUAGGAAAAUUAUCCUACCACCACUGGAUACAUUUUUUAGCAAAUUCACAAUGCCACAUACCUGGGCACAAAGUGCCCAAUCUCAACGUGAAGAUGAUAAAACAAGGGAGGAAGGAGUGGAUGAACCAGGAUUAAAUCCUGCAUUUCUUAGUAAGUCAUUUCUUAGCAAAUCAUAACUACAGCUGGUGGGUGGUGAACAUACGUUCCUGGUUUAACAUAUGCAGACAAAUGCAGUCCUCCUAAAUACAACACAACUGGGAAUUUCAUUUAUUAAUAACCACACUUUACUCCAUUAUCCAGAUUUCCUUUAUUAUAGUGCACAUAUACCAGAUAAAACUUUUAACAUUUGCUUUGUAACUUUAUUCUACAUUAGUUGCACUAAUUUGUAUUUGUUUAACCACAACCACUAUUU